AUCUAACAUAAGGGAUACAUAAGAUAUAAAACUUAACAUGCAUAGAUAGUGUGAUAUUUGCACUGAGGACUUAGUUUGAACUAUGUAUAGAGAAAGCCUCGGGAGGAGGCGCGGUUCCUCCUUCAACCUGUAUGACCAGGUCUUAUGCAUCAAUCGCGCGCUGAUUAUAUCUCCAGCAACGAUACAUGGCAACUGGAAUCCUUUGUCUAUUCCAGCAGAAGUCAGCACUAAAGUAAUGUGGGAGAAUGACCAUGGUAUCGAAGAUCGCAAUUUGUGGCUGCCAAACUCCAAUCAUUUGGAUACAACCUUAAACCAAGCAACUAAAACGAUUUCUUCUGUAUACGUCAACCUUUUAAAUGAUGCAUUAUCUGAGGUUACUAAAUUGGAAAAGGAACUUGCUGACCAAAAGGCGGCUGAAGAGAAAGCAGCAUUGCUUGCUAAAAAGCAAGCUGAAGCAUCAACCAAUGAUGCUGAUCUAAAUAAUAACACAGAGAAAUCAAUAUCGCACUCAGAAGCAAAUGGGACGCCAUUAUUGGCACAAUCAACAUUUUGUUUUGCAGAUGGUAGCAAUGCGAUGGCUCUUAAGGCAACAUCGGAUAUAUCGGGGAAUGUCUCAUUAUCAAAUAGCGGGUCAGACUUAUCAUUACGCGACCUAGAUACUGCUAGAACUGAUACCAAUGUAUCCACUACAAUGGAUGAACAGAAACCCUAUUGCCCUAAUAAUGCUUAUACACGGCAAAUAGAUGAAUACCAAAGGGAGUAUGAGAAUUUGAAGAAGGACUAUGAUACUUACGUUAAGAGUACAGAUCCAAAUAUAAAGAAAACACGGAUCGAUAUCGCAAGACAGAUUAAUGCCACGGUGAAUAAGCUGGCGAAUACACAGAAGCAGAUUAACCACUCGUAUAAUACAUUGGUUAAUCUGUCAAACCAAUACAAGAAUGAUCCCAGUGCGCUUACAUAUUUGACUUUCAGGGUUAUAGACACGGUAUUGGAACUGUGUGAACCCGGAUGCCAAAUGUACCUCAAUCCGAAGGCAGUUUGGGCCUCAGCCCAUUUAAUACGCGGUUUGAUGUCAUUGCACAACGGCUGCAGGGCAAUAUACUGGUCACAUGUCAAGCGUGACUGUCCCUAUGCAUUGCCGAGGCUAUAUGAAAGCAGCAGUGAGAAGGAACUUGAGGAACUGCACAAGUGUAACAUGGGGAAUGUUAACUCCUAUUUGAAAAAACAGACGGCUAUAGUGAGGUUCCAUUUAGCGUUAUUAGUUGUAACCGAAGAUUCUCGUGGAAUUUGGUCAUGGUUUUCUGGGUUCCUUAAUGCAUGUACUAGAAGCGUCUUUAGGAUACCGUUAUCUGGUAUUAUCAGUACUGCGCUGUCUACUGCAGCUUACCAAGGAUUCCGGACGUACCGAGAGCAAUUCAGGAAGCUGCUUUUUCUUUGUGAAGACAUGUUUAACAAGGGUUGUUUCAUGGCUUCAAACUGCGAAGCAGCAGAGAUGUACCAUACUCAUAUGUCGCACUUCUUCAAGGAGUUCAGAAAAACUGGGAUAAUUGAGAUGCCGGAUGGUUUUGAGAUGAAGGAAUGCGAGGCCGAGCUGCAACGUGAUUGGUGAUGAACGAAUUAAGUA
This is a messenger RNA of Babesia bovis T2Bo, 1624 nucleotides long. RefSeq names its product nucleoporin GLE1. The record is from RefSeq and is a predicted model, not a curated record. NCBI's taxonomy places the organism in Eukaryota, Apicomplexa, Aconoidasida, Piroplasmida, Babesiidae. Gene Ontology annotation, molecular function: inositol hexakisphosphate binding; phospholipid binding; translation initiation factor binding. The transcript is spliced from 3 exons. Gene Ontology annotation, cellular component: nuclear pore cytoplasmic filaments; cytoplasm; nuclear pore. Gene Ontology annotation, biological process: regulation of translational termination; poly(A)+ mRNA export from nucleus; regulation of translational initiation. The coding region runs from base 83 to 1609 and encodes 508 amino acids.